GCGACCAAACCAGACUUGACAAAAUAGAUAAAAUGGAAAUUAAAACUUGAUGAUAUCAAUCGAGGAGAAUCAGCAAUCAGGUAAUAAACAUGGCGGCAACGUGUGUUAGUGGUGAUGACUUCGAAAUGGAUACAGAAUCUUUAGAACCAUCAUUGCAAAAUGUAAUUGAUCAAACUUCCUUGAAAUGGAUAUUUGUUGGUGGAAAAGGUGGUGUUGGAAAAACGACAUGCAGCUGCAGCCUGGCAGUUCAACUCUCCAAGGUGAGGGAGAGUGUACUCAUCAUAUCCACCGAUCCAGCACACAACAUCUCUGAUGCAUUUGACCAAAAGUUUUCUAAGAUCCCCACCAAAGUAAAAGGAUUCAACAAUUUAUCUGCAAUGGAAAUAGACCCGAAUGUUGGUUUCAAUGAACUACCUGAGGAGUAUUUUGAUGGGGAGAAUGAUGCGAUGAGACUGAGCAAAGGAGUGAUGCAGGAGAUCAUCGGAGCGUUCCCUGGCAUUGAUGAGGCUAUGAGUUAUGCUGAAGUUAUGAAGUUAGUGAAAGGUAUGAACUUCUCUGUGGUGGUGUUCGAUACGGCGCCCACAGGUCACACGCUGCGUCUGCUGUCAUUCCCACAGGUUGUGGAGAAGGGACUUGGCAAACUGCUACGGCUCAAAAUGAAGAUCAGCCCUUUCAUCUCACAAAUUAGUUCACUUCUCGGAAUCACAGAUUUCAAUGCAGAUUCCUUCUCAAACAAGAUGGAAGACAUGUUAGCUAUCAUUAGACAAGUCAAUGAACAGUUUAGAAACCCGGAACAGACGACGUUCGUGUGCGUUUGUAUUGCAGAAUUCUUGUCACUCUACGAGACAGAGAGGUUAGUCCAGGAGCUGACGAAGUGUGGCAUUGACACGCACAACAUCAUCGUCAACCAGCUGCUGUUCCCUGCGGCCGGAACGGUUUGCCGCAUGUGUGCGGCCCGUUGCAAGGUGCAAGAGAAGUACCUGGACCAGAUCUCGGAUCUCUACGAGGACUUCCACGUAACCAAGCUUCCUCUUCUGGACCACGAGGUCAGAGGAGCUGCUCAGGUCAUGGACUUCUCUCAACACCUCGUCCGUCCAUUCACUCCAUCCUCACAAUGAUACUGUAUACAGGCACUACAAAAUUUACUAUUACAUUGUGAAAUAUUUAUUGUUUACAAAAACUUGAAGAUGUAAUUUAUUUAUUUUAUGUGUUCCUGGCAUGGGAUUUGGGGUAGAAAAUGAUUGUAAAAUAAGCUUGUUAUCUAUUUGUAAAUAAAUAUGUUUAUACUGGACAAA
Messenger RNA from Homalodisca vitripennis (glassy-winged sharpshooter), 1295 nucleotides. Its product is annotated as ATPase ASNA1 homolog. Gene Ontology annotation, cellular component: GET complex. Gene Ontology annotation, molecular function: ATP hydrolysis activity; ATP binding. The transcript has 7 exons. The record is from RefSeq and is a predicted model, not a curated record. Gene Ontology annotation, biological process: post-translational protein targeting to endoplasmic reticulum membrane. Lineage: Eukaryota; Metazoa; Arthropoda; Insecta; Hemiptera; Cicadellidae. Bases 90 to 1118 code for a protein of 342 amino acids.